Molecule: messenger RNA, 849 nt
Organism: Trypanosoma rangeli
Lineage: Eukaryota; Euglenozoa; Kinetoplastea; Trypanosomatida; Trypanosomatidae
Product: splicing factor PTSR1 interacting protein
Exons: 1
Coding region: 1-849 (282 amino acids)
Source: RefSeq, a predicted model, not a curated record
AUGGCCCCCCGCCCUUCCUUGGCAGUCAACAGCAACAUCACCACAGCCACCGCCGACCCAUUAGUGGUGGGCAUUACGGCAACUCUGUGCUCGCCGCACCGGGCGCCACAACAGCGGCGGCGGCGGCGAAGUUGUUUCUUGAUAGUGAGAGCUCCAGCGACAGCGGGAGAUCCUCCUCGUCGUUUUCCUCUUACACAGGGGGAACCUUCGAGUGCAAGCACGUCUCCACUGCGGCACCAGCAGCGGCAUCGUCGUGAGGGGGGCGAAGCGGAUGGCGAUGGCGGGAAAAGGAAAACCUUGUCGCGUCACCGCCGUCGCAGCCGAAGCAGAAGCGGCAGCAACAACAAUAGUCGACGCCGAACGCACCGUCGUCACAACUCUCGCCGUCGCAGCCCUCGUCGCGAUGCGGCAUCAAAAAGAAGACGUGAAGAAGACCCCAGUGGGCGUCGAAAACGCGAACGGGACGACGACAAGGAGGCAAGACAUCAUGAGCGACGGUCGCACGGUAGCUACCAUCCAGCGGAUGAGGAGGAGAAUCGCCGCCGUCGUCGCCGUCAUGGGGAAUCGAGUCAUCAGAGGCCACGUUCGGACAGGGACAGGGACAGGGAGCGGGACGUAAAGGCUGAGCGAGGAUACGGCAGGGAGAGAACGUCAGCCGCCAACGCUGGUAGUGGCUCCAACGAGGCAUACAGAGGGCGAUAUGUUUUAAAGGAAGAGCGCGAGAAACGGCGUGUCAAGGGCGGUGAGGUUGGUGCCAACGGCCCAGGACCCACCGACCGGUACGAGGAUCGCAGGGAGGACGCCCGCCAACGUCGUCAGCGGGAUAUGGAUGGCCGGCGCAAGAGGUAA